Molecule: messenger RNA, 951 nt
Organism: Fibroporia radiculosa
Lineage: Eukaryota; Fungi; Basidiomycota; Agaricomycetes; Polyporales; Fibroporiaceae
Exons: 7
Coding region: 1-951 (316 amino acids)
Molecular function (GO): iron ion binding; heme binding; monooxygenase activity
Source: RefSeq, a predicted model, not a curated record
AUGCCUGCUGAUUAUAUUGAUACUACGGUUUUCGGCUUGCUGCUUUUAUUCAUCCUUCUUUAUGGACGCUAUGCCGGCAGAAAGGUCCACACACUGCCACCCGGUCCAAAGAGGAUCCCCAUAUUCGGCAAUCUAUAUCAACUGCCUUUGAAACAGCAAGCCAAAGAGUUUCAAAAGUGGGCCGAAAAUUAUGGUGACAUAUUCUACUUUGACGUUUUUGGCCAGCCGGCGUUAGUGGUAAAUUCUAUGCAAGCAGCGUUUGAUCUUAUGGAUAAGCGAGGCUCCAAAUAUUCUGAUCGCCCGAGGACGGUUGUGCUGACUGAGCUUUCCGGGUUCGAUCCCUCUGCAUCGCUCCUUCCUUACGGAAAUCAGUGGCGACAACACCGCAAAUGGUUUACCACCGCGUUUCAGACGAAAAGCUCUCUAGGGAGUUACAAGUCACUCGAGGAGAAACAUGUUCGACGAAUGUUGGCCGCACUCAUCGACACACCGGCCAGAUUUAUGUUUUACCUGAAGAGGUCCACAGCUGCCACCAUACUAGAUAUUGCAUAUGGAUACACUGUGUCAUUGGCUGACGACGAAUAUGUCGAGCGGAUGGACAGCGCGAUCGCGUUGUCUUUUGGAGCAGGUAAUGCAGGGUCAACGCUGAUCGACUUCUUCCCCGUAUUGAGGCAUAUACCCAGCUGGAUGCCAGGCAUGGGAGUCAAGAGGAAGGCGUUAGAAGCGUCACACUCGAUAAGGGCAAUGCACGAUGAUCCUUACAACAGAGUGAAAAACGAGAUAGAAUUGGGAUCUGCAAGACCAUCGUUCUUGGCUUCUCAUCUCAAAAAAGCUAUAGCAAAUGGGGCGUUGACAAAAGAGCUUGAAUACAAUCUGAAAGGAGCUUCGGCAUUGAUCUACAUAGUCAACGUUUAUCAUCAAUUAUCGGACUGGGCUAAAACUGCACGGUAG